UUUCCGAUCCACCAUCUGCGGUGGGAUUGCCACCAAGAUGCAGACUUUUGUAAACACCCUCACAGGGAAGACCAUCACCCUUGAGGUUGAACCGUUGGAUACAAUAGAAAAUGUAAAAGGCAAAAUCCAGGAUAAGGAAGGAAUUCCUCCUGUUCAGCAAAGACUGAUUUUUGCUGGCAAACAGUUGGAAGAUGGGUGUACUUUGUCUGACUACAUCAUCCAAAAGGAGUCCACACUUCAUCUUGUGUUGAGACUUCGUGGUGGUGCUAAGAAAAGAAAGAAGUCUUACACCACUCCCAAGAAGAAUAUGCAUAAGAGGAAGAAGGUUAAGCUGACUGUCCUGAAAUACUAUAAGGUGGAUGAAAAUGGCAAAAUCAGCCGCCUUCGUCGGGAGUGCCCUUCAGAUGAAUGUGGUGCUGGGGAUUUUAUGGCCAGCCAUUUUGACAGACAUUAUUGUGGCAAACGUCUGACUUACUGUUUCAACAAACCAGAAGACAAAUAA
Messenger RNA from Tupaia belangeri chinensis (Chinese tree shrew), 502 nucleotides. RefSeq names its product ubiquitin-40S ribosomal protein S27a-like. Gene Ontology annotation, molecular function: protein binding; structural constituent of ribosome. Gene Ontology annotation, cellular component: ribosome. The transcript is spliced from 2 exons. The record is from RefSeq and is a predicted model, not a curated record. Gene Ontology annotation, biological process: translation. The coding region runs from base 38 to 502 and encodes 154 amino acids. NCBI's taxonomy places the organism in Eukaryota, Metazoa, Chordata, Mammalia, Scandentia, Tupaiidae.